Molecule: messenger RNA, 862 nt
Organism: Apodemus sylvaticus (European woodmouse)
Lineage: Eukaryota; Metazoa; Chordata; Mammalia; Rodentia; Muridae
Product: anionic trypsin-2
Exons: 5
Coding region: 69-809 (246 amino acids)
Biological process (GO): proteolysis
Molecular function (GO): serine-type endopeptidase activity
Source: RefSeq, a predicted model, not a curated record
UGCCUUCUUCUCCAUCUAGAGAACUAUAAAAACAGGCUCUCCUUCUGUGCUCAUGACUUUCUGUCACCAUGAGUACACUUCUGAUCCUAGCCCUUGUGGGAGCUGCUGUUGCUUUCCCUGUGGAUGAUGAUGACAAGAUCGUUGGAGGAUACACCUGCCAGAGGAAUUCUGUCCCCUACCAGGUGUCCCUGAACUCUGGCUACCACUUCUGUGGAGGUUCCCUCAUCAACAACCAGUGGGUAGUGUCUGCAGCUCACUGCUACAAAUCUCGCAUCCAAGUGAGACUGGGAGAGCACAACAUCAAUGUUGUUGAGGGCAAUGAGCAGUUUGUCGAUGCUUCCAAGAUCAUCAGGCACCCCAACUUUAAUUCGUGGACCCUGAACAAUGACAUCAUGCUGAUCAAGCUCGCUUCCCCCGUGACUCUCAAUGCCCAAGUGUCCACUGUGGCUCUGCCCAGCUCCUGUGCACCUGCAGGCACUCAAUGCCUCAUCUCUGGCUGGGGCAACACCCUCAGCAAUGGUGUGAACAACCCAGACCUACUUCAGUGCGUGGAAGCCCCAGUGCUGUCUCAGGCUGACUGUGAAGCCUCCUACCCUGGGGAAAUCACCAGCAACAUGAUCUGUGUUGGCUUCCUGGAGGGAGGCAAAGAUUCCUGCCAGGGUGACUCUGGUGGCCCUGUGGUCUGCAAUGGAGAGCUCCAGGGCAUUGUCUCCUGGGGCUAUGGCUGUGCUCUGCCAGAUAAUCCUGGUGUGUACACCAAGGUCUGCAACUAUGUGAGCUGGAUUCAGAGCACAAUUGCUGCCAACUAAAGAUCCCCAGUCCCUCUUCAAUCAAUAUGUUAAUAAAGUUCAUUUUACCCUCA